AUGCAGAAGGACUCCAAGAACACUCAGAAAAGGAACACAGCCUUGUUUAUCCCAAAUAUCAUAGGAUACUUUAGGCUGGCUUUCCUGUUCAUUUCAAUUUUCAACAGCACGCCCGUCUUUGUUGGGCUGUACAGUAUUUCAUACAUCCUGGACGCGCUAGAUGGAUUUGCGGCAAGAUGUUUUAGACAGGAGUCUGAGCUUGGAUACAUUUUAGACAUGGCAGUGGACAGAGCCGCGUCAAGUGUGCUGACUCUUCGGGUUGUCUCUAAGUAUCCCCAUCUUUUCCCAGUCCUCGCGCCGUGUCUUGUACUGGACUUGGUGGCUCAUAUGUUCUGCAUUGUAAGCAGAUGUGUUAAUAAAACUUCGCAUAAGUCUCAUUCAGAAACAGGGUUUAUUGAUAAGGUGCUAUCUCUGUACUACACAAAAGCCAUUCUAUUCAUUACGUGUUUUGGAGCAGAGGUUUUCUUUUUGAACAUUCUCUAUUUUCACAAUGCCUAUCUAUUGCUGAUUUCCGGCGCAAUAUUCAGCUUUAAACAGCUCACCAAUGUGCUCCAGUUCCAGAAGGCUCUGUGUGCUCUAUCGGCAGGGGCAUGA
Molecule: messenger RNA, 594 nt
Organism: Nematocida minor
Lineage: Eukaryota; Fungi; Microsporidia
Product: CDP-diacylglycerol--inositol 3-phosphatidyltransferase
Exons: 1
Coding region: 1-594 (197 amino acids)
Biological process (GO): phosphatidylinositol biosynthetic process
Cellular component (GO): Golgi apparatus; membrane
Molecular function (GO): CDP-diacylglycerol-inositol 3-phosphatidyltransferase activity
Source: RefSeq, a predicted model, not a curated record